GCAGAGAGAGGAAGAGGAAGAGGAAGAAGGCAUCAUGGCGACGGCGAAGGCAGCCACUGGCUGCCCUCCCUACCCUCCGCGCUGUCGUCGCCGGCGGCGGCGUCCCCGCCGUACCCCAGCGCCGCCAGGAUCGCCGACUCCGACUGCUUCCCCCAGUACACCGCCUCCCUCAAGUGUUUGGAGGCCAACCAAGACAAGAGCAAGUGCCAGCAGCAGUUCGACGACUAUAAGGAGUGCAAAAAGAGAGAGAGGGAGGCUCGGCUUGAACGAAACAAGGGUCGGUCAUUAUUUGGUUGAGCAGUACAGAGGACCGAUGUGCGAUAAGAUGUUAGUCUGAAGCACGUGAACGGAUGACUUUUAUUUCCUGAUGUUCCUUUAGCUUGUGAAGUUAGAAACAGUAGAGAAUUCUCUGCCUCUCCGGGUUCAGUGUGAAAUGUAAGGUUUGAGACGAUAAUUUACUGUUUGGUCGUGACCAAAUUUCCCAAAUAAAUGGUAUUUCCAGAACGAUUGCAUAAUCCUGGAUCUUUGACCCACAUAUUUUGCUGUAUAGUCACAGAACUCCCCAACACACCAUACAAUACAUGUACAGUGCCAAGCAA
Messenger RNA from Oryza sativa Japonica Group (Japanese rice), 599 nucleotides. RefSeq lists its product as uncharacterized. NCBI's taxonomy places the organism in Eukaryota, Viridiplantae, Streptophyta, Magnoliopsida, Poales, Poaceae. The record is from RefSeq and is a predicted model, not a curated record.